CACAAUCACAUAGACACAUUUCUCUUACAAAAUGAUGAACUCAAGUGUCUUUAGAAAUGGCUACAAAGUUCACAACUACAUGAACACCAUAUGUCGAAGGCAUUCCAUUUCAGGUUUAGUCGGUGUUCCAAUACAUAAAAUCCAUGUCCAACAAGAACUACAAGUCUCCAAGGCUUUUUAUAGCCGAUUUAAUGGAAGAAGAACGAAAGAGAUGGAGUUACAUGUUCCAGUUCAUAGCAUUGUAAGUACUAAAACCUAUAGUACAACACUAUUAGCUUCGAUCACGAAUAGUGGAGUUGUUCGGUGGUAUUUGAGGAUGAUUAAAACACAACCUAUUCUUACUAAAAGCGUCACAGCUUCCUUAGUUUACACUGCUGCUGAUUUAACAUCUCAGACAAUGACAAGGCAAUCAUUAGAGCCUUAUGAUCUCAUUCGUACUUGUCGUAUGGCUGGAUAUGGAAUGAUCAUUUUAGGUCCCACACUACAUUUGUGGUUCAACUUCUUGUCAAGAGUGUUCCCUAAGAAAGACGUUUUUACAACGUUGAAAAAGAUAUUCAUGGGACAAGCAAUAUAUGGACCUAUUAUGAUGGCUGUAUUCUUCUCAACCAAUGCAGCCCUACAAGGUGAAAAGGGUAAAGAAAUUGUAGCUCGUUUGAAACGAGACAUGUUGCCAACAAUGAUCAAUAAUGUUAUGUAUUGGCCGAUGUGUGAGUUUGUCAUCUUUAGAUUUGUCCCCGUUCCUUUACAGCCACUUGUGAGCAACUCGUUCUCGUAUGUAUGGACGAUUUACAUCACAUACAUGGCCAACUUAGCAAAAGCAGUCGCCAAUUGAUAAAACAUCAUCAUAGAACUAGCAACCAACUUACAUCUACCGAAGGCGGAAUAUUUGAGGCACAACAUGUUGUUGUACUCAAGUUACAAGUCAAAUUUGUACAAAUUGUUUACGUGUUUAACAUCGAGCAUAUCAAAAAUGAUUUCA
Messenger RNA from Lactuca sativa (garden lettuce), 979 nucleotides. Its product is annotated as protein SYM1. Gene Ontology annotation, cellular component: membrane; cytoplasm. NCBI's taxonomy places the organism in Eukaryota, Viridiplantae, Streptophyta, Magnoliopsida, Asterales, Asteraceae. The record is from RefSeq and is a predicted model, not a curated record.